Messenger RNA from Cryphonectria parasitica EP155, 1191 nucleotides. RefSeq lists its product as uncharacterized. The transcript has 3 exons. The coding region runs from base 1 to 1191 and encodes 396 amino acids. The record is from RefSeq and is a predicted model, not a curated record. NCBI's taxonomy places the organism in Eukaryota, Fungi, Ascomycota, Sordariomycetes, Diaporthales, Cryphonectriaceae.
AUGUCCAGAUUUCUGCACGAGAUGGAGGCCAAAGUUGCCAUGAGCAACACCGCUGCUACCCCUGAGACGUAUUCUGAGCCCGGGGUAUCCAAAUCUGUUGACAUCAUUGACAGGGAGUACAAUGGUGAUGUCCAGCAUGCCAUGGAGUCUCUCCUCGUGUCUUCCACCCUUCCACCCUCUCCUGAGAGUCCCAUCGUCUACAACUACAAGCUGUCAAAUGACCACUUCCAGGAGGCUCGAGCCUACCUAGCAGCUCAUAACAAUCAGCACCGAUGUAUGACCACUGGGGACUUGUUGGUAGUCAAGAUGGACGUUUGGCCUUGUGAGAAGUCCUGGCUGUGGCUUACAGCCCAGAUUGAGAACCAGCGCCUCGAGCUUGCUGAGCACACCAAUGAUCCUCUGGUCACCAACUACAUGAAUGAGCUCGGAGUUGAUUCUACCACCCAGAAAGAGUUGUCUCAACGUCUGCAGAUGCCGGCCUGUACUCCCUGCAAGAACCCCCUGCCAGAGUCUGCUGCUCCUGCCUUGAGCCCUUCUGGAAAGUCUGCCACUCCCUCCAGUUUCCAGGAACAUCCUGAUACCCCCUCCUCCGGAACUGCGGAGGAAUCUGGUAUGAACAAAUCUAUAUCCUCUGACGAGGGUCUGAAUGAUACUUCUUGCCCCAGAACUGUGGUCAUCAUGCUGUCUGCUCGUGACAACACCUGGGAGGACCUGAUCGAGAAGAUUAAGCACAUGCUCUUCUCUCCAUGGAUUGAGCAGCGCCGAGGUGAUAUCCGCCUGGCCCUCGCCAUCAAGGGACCUUCUGACGAAGACCUCCGUGAGGGCAAUCGCGAGGUUCGUGUGGGUAUCUGGCGUCUUCGCUCCGGCACUCGAGGUGCUGAGGCCAUGGACACUGUGUUCGACAAGAUCAUUCGUGACAAACACGGCCGUCACCGUGUCAGCCCCAGUGCUGCCAUCGUCCUCACCUGGCGGGACUUCUUGCGCCCCUACCUCGGCCGCGACGAGGAGCCCCUGGGACUGGCCAGCCUCUUGGAGAAUGAGCUCCUGGUCAUUCCCUACGGCGUCCUCCUCCAGGAAAUCGAGAAGGACGAGCGUAUGCUGGCUCUGCCGGAUGAGGAGUUCCGGGAUAUAUUCCGGUUUGAGCGCAUCCCGGAGCCCACCAAUAACACCCACGAACUCGAAAUGGCUUAG